Molecule: messenger RNA, 1000 nt
Organism: Gymnodraco acuticeps
Lineage: Eukaryota; Metazoa; Chordata; Actinopteri; Perciformes; Bathydraconidae
Product: condensin-2 complex subunit G2-like
Exons: 6
Coding region: 174-893 (239 amino acids)
Biological process (GO): mitotic sister chromatid segregation
Cellular component (GO): condensin complex; nucleus
Source: RefSeq, a predicted model, not a curated record
CUACAAUUUACGUCAGCGUCACAGCGUCAACGUUUACGUAAAAGUCAUGACGCGUUUUAUCCGAAUUUGCGCGGGCUCUUAUGGCAGGCUGUCGUUCAGCGGCUGUCGGAUCACAGAAUUAUUAAUACAAAGGAAUAUUGGUGUUGUUUCACGUCUUUUGGAGAACCACAAACAUGUCGAAGCGAGAGGCUUUUCUAAAGUCCUGCUGUACGGAGAAUGUGGACGAUUUCCUCCGCUUUAUUCAGCUUCAUAGGAACAAGACGGAGCCCUUCGAUGUGGAGGAAGUUCUGCAGGAGAUGAACAGAGACCAGAGGCAGACGCUGUGGGGGAAACUGUCCUCUCUCCUCCAGGACGUCCUGCAGGAGGAAAGGAGAGAGGAAGGGAGUGAGGAAAGGAGAGAGGAGGCCAUGGAGGUGGAGGCAGCUGCAGACCCUAGUCACGUGAGGUCUGUAGUGGACGGUGUGACUCUGGUGGCUGCUGAGUCCCUAAAGGUCCUGCAGGACGGAGAAACCUACAGUUCUCUUCUGGAAAUCAUCCACAGGCUGCAUGAUCUGUUGGAGCUGCAGCCGGUCUCCGAGGCUCCGCUGCAGCUCCAGAUCCUCAGACUGUGUGACGCCUGGUGGAAGAAAGAUCUGAAGGAGAAGGAAACGUUCGGUCGCAGCGCUAUGAUCAUCGCUCUGACGAAGAGCUUCGACCUGAAGAAACCGGGCACAGAGAUCCAGAGAGUGUGGAGUCUCCGGGAGGUUCUCCUGGGUCUGGACUACACGUCAGAAGACAACAAGCAGAUGAUGGAUCUGCUGCUGAAGUGCUUCCAGCGCCCGGCUUUCCUCAGGAACGACGACGUGAGUUCCCUUUCUGUUCCUGUGUCCUCAGUGCUUUGUCUUUGGGCCUAACGGUGUGUGUGUGUCCUCAGUGCUUUGUCUUUGGGCCUAACGGUGUGUGUGUCCUCAGUGCUUUGUCUUUGGGCCUAACGGUGUGUGUGUGUCCUCAGUGCUUUGUC